Messenger RNA from Artibeus jamaicensis (Jamaican fruit-eating bat), 828 nucleotides. RefSeq names its product family with sequence similarity 240 member C (gene FAM240C). Bases 343 to 618 code for a protein of 91 amino acids. The record is from RefSeq and is a predicted model, not a curated record. The transcript is spliced from 3 exons. Lineage: Eukaryota; Metazoa; Chordata; Mammalia; Chiroptera; Phyllostomidae.
UUGUUCGGUUUGGGGGUUGGGGCGGGAAACGCCUACUCGGAGCGUCACAAGUUGAUUUCUUAGGUGCCAGUGGGUGGUCCUGGUCCGCGGGCGGGACUUGGGAAGCUCAGGAGACGGAAGAGUUAGAGCCGACGGAGGGCCACACGUGUUCUCCCAGAUUCCCUCUUCGGCGCUGGUUUUCGGAUCUCACAAGGAGCCGGUGCUCAAUAUAAAAGCUUCACAACAGGCUAAACAACGAGAAAAGGGCUGCUGACCACCCCGCUGCCUCCCGGGAGCGUAAGGACGCGCUGUUUGCAGACCAUCACUGAAGAAAACCCUCACAAACCUGUUGAAGUCAAGGAGAUGAGGGCAGGAUCCUCCGUGAAGCAUCAGGGACGCGUGGCCUGCAACGCAGAAGGGCUGAAGGCGUUCUGGGAGCAGAAGGCGCAGCUGCACGCCCAGCAGCUGCGGAGCGAGGACGAGCGUGUCCGCAGGAGCGCCCUGGACAGGCUCCGUGGAGAAUGGGCUCAGAAGCUGGAGUUGAGGCACAGGGUGCUGCAGGCGCCCCGGAAGGCCACCAGACGGUCGUCCCUGCUGGGCACCGAGUCCCUGUGCACUGAAGACAAGACAGCAGCCUGAGUCCUGCGUGGAGCAGGGAUGCACUGCGCUUGAGCUCCCAGAGAAGGAGUGGCCCACAGGGGCCACGCAUGGGUGGGGCCUGCAGAGCCACUGCAGCCAUGACGGGCUCUGCGGGUGCUCUCGCCCGGCUUCGCUCCGGUUGAGCGGCGUGUCAUUGGGUUUGCUUAUCCAGCACAAAGUAGGUGCCCAAUAAAACCCAAGGUAAUUGGA